Molecule: messenger RNA, 883 nt
Organism: Notothenia coriiceps (black rockcod)
Lineage: Eukaryota; Metazoa; Chordata; Actinopteri; Perciformes; Nototheniidae
Product: insulin gene enhancer protein ISL-1-like
Exons: 2
Coding region: 8-280 (90 amino acids)
Biological process (GO): axonogenesis; neuron fate specification; positive regulation of transcription by RNA polymerase II
Cellular component (GO): nucleus
Molecular function (GO): cis-regulatory region sequence-specific DNA binding; DNA-binding transcription factor activity, RNA polymerase II-specific
Source: RefSeq, a predicted model, not a curated record
CCAGGGGAUGACGGGCACCCCGAUGGUGGCGGCCAGUCCGGAGCGGCAUGACGGCGGCCUGCUGGCCAACCCGGUGGAGGUGCAGAGCUACCAGCCGCCCUGGAAGGUGCUCAGCGACUUCGCCCUGCAGAGCGACAUCGACCAGCCGGCCUUCCAACAACUGGUCAGCUUCUCGGAGGGUGGGCCGGGCUCCAACUCGACGGGCAGCGAGGUAGCGUCCAUGUCGUCCCAGCUUCCGGACACGCCGAACAGCAUGGUGUCCAGCCCCAUCGAGGCCUGAGGACUGACGGGAGCACCCCUCCUGCUCAUCCCAUCCCUCCCGACUGCACCAACAACCCCCCUGGUUGUAUUUUGACACUGUGAAGACAAUCAUGGGAUUUUACCACAGCCUCAUUCUAUAAUGUCCAUCCCGAAGAGGCGGACGGAUGCGUCAUGGCCGGUGCUGCACGCGCACGCGCCUGAUUAUAGUUGCCAAAACGAGAAGACAUGAACCAUCCAUAAAUGGGACCUCAGAGUAGGAGAGACAUCUAGAUCUUACGAAAUGAUGUGCGCUACUUUGAAUAGAAACAUUGACUGGUGACUUUUUUAAAUAUUCGGUCCACGCACUUCAUCCUGUAAUAGACCACGAGGAGGGGAACAGCACUGCUUUUCUUCAUUUAAUUACACGGUUUCCUUCAUGACCCGAAAGCAUUUGCAACAAGGUAUACCUCUCUUUUGCCACAAGCUUCGUGGGACAUUUGUGUGAAUCAGUGUCCGUCCGAGAAUUCUUUUUUUCUUUCCCAAAGAUGUGUAUAUUUAAGUCAAAAAUACCGUUAGUUCUGGAAGAAAAAUGCUUCGUUUGUUCCCGUGCAACAACAUUUAUUUAUUAUUUAUUGUCGAGACA